GCGGGGCGCUGAGCGGGCGCGCAGCGGGCGCGGGGCGCGCCAUGGCCGCCAAGGACAACCCCUGCAGGAAGUUCCAGGCCAACAUCUUCAACAAGAGCAAGUGCCAGAACUGCUUCAAGCCCCGCGAGUCCCACCUGCUCAACGACGAGGACCUCAACCAGGCCAAACCCAUUUACGGCGGCUGGCUGCUGCUGGCCCCGGAAGGAACCGACUUCGACAACCCCGUCCACCGCUCCCGGAAAUGGCAGCGCCGGUUCUUCAUCCUCUACGAGCACGGCCUGCUGCGCUAUGCCCUCGACGAGAUGCCCACAACCCUCCCGCAGGGCACCAUCAACAUGAACCAAUGCACGGAUGUGGUGGACGGGGAGAGUCGGACGGGGCAGAAAUUCUCCUUGUGCAUCCUGACCCCGGAGAAGGAGCACUUCAUCCGAGCUGAGAACAAGGAGAUCAUCAGCGGGUGGCUGGAGAUGUUGAUAGUCUAUCCAAGGACGAACAAGCAGAAUCAGAAGAAGAAGAGGAAGGUAGAGCCCCCAACUCCUCAGGAGCCUGGUCCUGCUAAGAUGGCCGUGACCAGCAGCAGCAUCCCCAGCGCGGAGAAGGUCCCUGCCACCAAGUCCACGCUUUGGCAGGAGGAAAUGAGGGGCAAAGACCAAGCAGACGGGGGCAGCGGCCUCAGCCCAGCUCCGAGCCCGGUGCAGAGCCAGGCAGCGGCGGGCAGCUCCCUGAAGGAACCCGCGCUGGACGGCAAAGAAGAUGAGAGCUCCAUGAACGGAGACCGGAUAGACUGUGGGCGGAAGACACGUGUCGAGAGUGGUUACUUUUCCUUGGAGAAGACCAAGCAAGACUCGAAGCUGGAAGAACAGCAGUUGCCGCCCCCACCGAGCCCUCCCAGCCCCAGCACCCCAAACAACAGGUACAGUUAUCCCAAAUCGCCCUCGCAGGAGCAUGCCCAGCCCUUUCCUUCCCCAGGUACCCGAUCAGGCGACCGAAUGAUUCACAGCUUCUCUCUGAACUCCUUGGAUUCGAAGAACAGUUGCCCCAUGCACAAGGACUCCAACAGCAGAGAUAUAGCAAGGGGAGCUGAAAAAUCGGGGCGUCCCCUUUCUUUUAAAGCCAGCCGGCAGUACACCACCCUGGCCGACGUUCCCAAGGCCAUUAGGAUCAGUAAUCGUGAGGCCUUCCAGGUGGAGAGGAAACGGCUAGAGCGGAGAACCCGGGCACGUAGCCCUGGGAGAGAAGAAGUGGCCCGGCUCUUUGGCAAUGAGAGAAGGCGGUCUCAAGUAAUUGAAAAAUUUGAAGCAUUAGAUAUUGAGAACGCAGAGCACAUGGAAACGAACCUGUCAGCAGGCACUGCCCUUUCGAGCGAGACGCGGCAGGGCCGGAGCGAGAAGAGGGUUUUCCCGAGGAAACGGGACUUCACUUCCGAAGCUGCAGCUGUGGGCUCCAUCCUGGAUGCAUCUGCUUCUCCUCUGUCUCCGCACCGUCGAGCAAAAUCACUGGAUAGAAGGUCCACAGAGUCCUCUAUGACGCCUGACCUACUGAACUUCAAGAAGGGCUGGUUGACGAAGCAGUAUGAGGACGGGCAGUGGAAGAAACACUGGUUUGUGCUGACGGAUCAGAGCCUGAGAUACUACAGGGAUUCGGUGGCGGAGGAGGCAGCCGACCUGGAUGGAGAAAUCGAUUUAUCUACAUGCUACGAUGUUACUGAGUACCCGGUCCAGCGAAACUACGGCUUCCAGAUCCACACUAAAGAAGGGGAAUUCACCCUCUCCGCCAUGACGUCUGGAAUUCGCCGGAACUGGAUUCAGACCAUCAUGAAGCAUGUUCGCCCCACCACCGCUCCAGACGUAACGAGCUCCUUGCCAGAAGAGAAAAGCAAAACGAGCUCUUCCUUUGAGACUAGCCCGAAGCCGAGUGAGAAGCCAGAUGCAGACCAAGUCGAGAUGGAUCCAGAGCAGAAGCGGAGCCGUGCCCGGGAGCGCAGGCGAGAAGGACGGUCCAAGACCUUUGACUGGGCUGAGUUUCGCCCCAUCCAGCAAGCCCUGGCACAGGAGCGAGCAAACACUUCAGACUCCUCGAAGAGCAGCACUGCUGCCUUCUCCAAGGACACCAGUGCUUCGGACACAGACCCGGGAGAGCUGGAGAGGGAGCGUGCCCGCCGGAGGGAGGAGAGGCGCAAGCGCUUUGAGAUGAUCGAUGCUGUCGACGGGGCAGGGCCGGAGGAGGCGUUAAGGAUGGAGGUGGACAGGAUCCCGGGCCUGCCUAUCACCGCGGACAUCAAACCGCAGAACGUUCACGUGGAGAUCGAGCAGCGCUGGCACCAGGUGGAGACGACCCCUCUCCGGGAGGAGAAGCAGAUCCCCAUUGCUCCGCUGCACCUCGCCGCCUCGGAGGACCGGGACGAGGGCCUUGCAAAGCAGCACUUAACUGCGCUGCUGGAGAAGGAGUUGGAGCAGAAGCAAAAGGAGGCCUUGGAGCUCCUGGAGCAGAACCGGCACCUGCAGGACCAGCUGAAAGUGGCGCUGGGCCGGGAACAGAGUGCCCGGGAGGGCUACGUGUUGCAGACCGAGGUGGCCGCCUCGCCAUCAGGUGCCUGGCAGAGGCUCCACAAAGUCAAUCAAGAUCUCCAAAGCGAGCUGGAAGCCCAAUGCCAGCGUCAAGAGCUAAUCAAUCAGCAGAUUCAGUCACUGAAACGUAGCUAUGCCGAGGCUAAGGACGUGAUCCGGCACCACGAAGCCGAGAUUCAUAGCCUGCAGGCAAGGCUCAGUAAUGCCGCAGCAGAGCUGUCCAUCAAAGAGCAGACACUGGCCAAGUUGAGGAGCGACCUGAAGAGUGAAAAGGAGAAAGCCAAAGAGCAGCUGGAAGAGUGGCAGCAUGGUGAGGCCACUCUGAGCUCACAGCUAAAAGCCAGCGAGCAAAAGCUGAAGACCGCAGAGGCUCUGCUCCUAGAGAAGACCCAGGAGCUACGGGACCUCGAAAUGCAGCAAGCUUUGCAAAGGGAUCAUCAGAAAGAGGUGCAGCGGCUCCAAGAUAGGAUUGCAGACCUCAGUAGGCAGUUGAAUGCUAGCGAACAAGCCCGGAUCCUAAUGGAAGAGAAGUUGCAGAAGAACUAUGAGGCUUUGCUGGAAAGCUGUGAAAAGGAAAAGCAGGUUUUAAUACGGAGUCUGAAGGAGGUGGAGGAUAAGGCCAAUGAGUAUGAGAAUCAGCUACAAAAUAAUGAGCAGCAAAUGGAGAUUCUGCAGAAAGAGAAACUGAGUGCAAAAUUUGAAGGCAGCGAGAUUGUCCACCAGCUGGAGGAGCAACUGGUGAUGAAGGAGGCCAGUAUCCAGAAACUCUCGGAGCACAUCAAGGAGCUUGAAAGGGAGAGAGAUCAGAUUAAAUGUAGGUUCCAUGAGCUCAUGAAUCAGGUUGCGGAGUCGGACAAUGAAGUUGCAAAGUUGCAAGCAAAGUUGAAAAUGGAAGAGACCAACUACCACAAUCUGGAGCAAUCAUUUGAGGAAGUAUCAGAUCAGUUCCAGAGUGUGCAAAAGGUGCUGAAAGAAAAAGAAGAAGAGCUGAGACACGUUAAGGAAAUGCACUUGAGAAUUGUGGAGAAGAAAGAUCAAGACCUCAGUGAGGCUCUGGUUAAAAUGGUUGCUUUAGAUAGCAGUUUAGAGGAGACUAAAGUAAAGCUAAAGGCCAAAGAGGAAGCUUUAAAGAAAUUAGCUAGUGUAGGCACAGCUCCGUGUGCGGAGGAGGUGGAAGACCUUGGCCCUAAUGUCGAUGCUGAUGAAAGUCAUCCUUCUCAACUGGGGCAGCAUCUGCAAAUUCAUGAUGUCCUUCCAGCUCUGAAUUAUGCACUGAAGGAAGAGGAAGAUGAAGUUCUUGAGACUAGCCAGAGACAAGCAGAAGAAUUCGGCUCUCCAUCCAAAGCUGCAGAGCUCCAGGAUCAGGAGUUGGUUCAGAAAGCCUUAGCAAAGCCUGAUAUAGGAAUCAUGGGUGCCAAGAGGCAAAGAAUCCGUUUCUCAAGCAUCCAGUGCCAAAAAUAUAUACAUCCAGAUGGAUCGGAGAAAAACUGGACAAGUAGCACCUCUUCAGACACGAGCCAAGACAGAUCAUUGUCUGAAGAAAGCAUGUCAUCAGAGCCAGCUCUUGGUUACCCAUCCUCGGGGACAAGUGACUCUGAGACCUAUCUCUCAAUCAUCCAUUCUCUGGAAACCAAACUUUAUAUUACAGAGGAAAAGCUCAAAGAUGUAACGAUGAAGCUUGAAAGCCAGCAUGGUCAUAAUCAGGAAACGCUGAUAGCCCUUCACCAUCAGUGGGCCAACACAGAGUCUCAGCUUCGGGAACAGCUUCAAACUAGCUUAUCUCAAGUCAGUGCUCUGAUCUCACAGCUGGAAAAUGAGAGGCAGGAAAAGUUCAAGCUAAUAGAAAAUCACAUGAGCGAGCUGGGAGGUUUCCAAAUGAAAAAUGAUCAAGCACUGACUUGCUUAGAGAAAUGCAGGGAGCAGCUAAGAUCUCUACCCAAAUCAGACAAGGAAAAAGAGAGUGAUUUGUUUCUUGUUACUCUGUCCAGCAUGGAAACAACCUUAUCAAAUGCAGUCCAAGCCUUGAGAGGGACACCAAUCUCAUCCGAGUAUCAGCAGAGUGAAAGCCUUAUUCCCCAAACCCCAGCCUCAGAAGGGAAUUUUUUGAGUGAAGAGGAACAUGCCUCGAAGGAGCAGCAAGUGGAAAUGUUUGAUGCCGGCCAGCUAAGAUGGCUUUCUGAAAGAGUGGCAUUUGAAGCCUCUCUAAUCAACCAAAUAGCAGAGUCUUUGAAAAAUGCAAGCGCUGAGAUAUCACAGAUUCUCAGAGAGAUCCAAGGAACAGCUGAGGUGGUUUUACUAGAGCCAGCAAAUGUUUCUCAUGCAGCAAUUGAUUUGGCCAGCAUCCUAUCUAAGAAGUUGCUACUGGAAGGGGAAUUUUGGAGCCAGGUGGAGGAACUAAGAAUGCACUUGAGCACCAGAGAAGAAGCAGCAGAGGGCAAAACGGAAACAGCAGGUUUGGGCUUUUCACCAUGUUUUCUCAGCACAGUAGCAGAUGCUACUUUGAUCAAGGCAGAACUUGGGUUUGUUGCACAGAAAAUGAGAGAAUCUUUUCAUCAGAGAUUAAAAACAAUUGAAGAAGACCUUCAUAAUACCAAAACAGCUCUCCAGCAACAUAAAUGCAUGUUGGAGGAAAUCAUCAAAGCAUACAGGACUCCUGAUUUUGACAGAGUCAUACAUCAGAUUUCUGAAGCACUUGAAAUUCAAAAAGAUGCCACAGAAGGAACCCAAAUAUCCUGGGAUGGGAGCCAUCUACAAAUGAUGCCCUAUCAGGAAUUAGCCAAGAUGGACGAGACUUGCAGUUUACCAGGACAUAGUAGUGAAGCUCUUGUUUCCAUUCAAGAAGAUCUUGCCCAACAACUAAAGGACAAAUCAAGUGUUCUUAAGGAAAUAUCUGUUGCCUUACUAUCGCUGCCUCCUGAGGAAGCAAUGAGAGAUUGCCAGAAGCUCCUAAAGAUAUCUCAGAGUCUUUCAUAUCAUUCAUGCAUGGGAGACCUUGAACGGUAUUCAUCUUUGUUAGUUCAAGAUGCAAUUGUUCAGGCUCAGGUUUGUUACACAGCUUGCAGAGUCAGACUGGAGUAUGAGAAAGAGCUGAAGUCUUACAAAGAAUCCUUGCAGAGCAUGGAUGCACUCUGCCAAGAACGUGUAAAGACGGUUUCUCUCCUUCGGGAUGAGUAUGAAGAUUUGCUUAGAAAGCAGCAAGGUGAAUAUGGUGAGGUGAUAGCCAUGCUUGAACGAGAGAAUGCUGAUCUGAAAGCAAAGGUAUCCCACCUUGACAGUCAACGAAGGCUGUUGGAGGAGGAAGAGCAUAAACACAGCAAAAGCAUCAGUGAAUUACAAGGCAGAUACGAGGAGGAGAUUCGAAAUGUGAUAGAGCAGCUGAACAGGACAGAGGACACUCUAAAGGCUGAGAGAACAGAGGGCCUAAACCAACUUGACGCCGUUGUCCGUGAUAAGCAAAACAUGGAGCGAUAUCACCUUGAGCAGAUGCAAAUGUUGGAGGAUAAGUUCCAGGCCAAGAUAAAGGAAUUGCAAGUCAUCCACAACGAGGAACUGCAGACGCUGCAGGAGCACUACAACCAGAACCUGCAGCACCUGCAGGAGACCCUCGAUGAGUAUCAGAGGCAGCACCCUGAUGCUUUGUCCUCGGAGGGGCUGGACGAUGGGAGAACGCAGGUGGCCGACGGGCCUGAUGGCAGGGUGCAGGUCUCUGAGAGUGAGCUGGACUCCAUGCAUGGCCUGAGAGAGCGCAUCCAGGAGCUGGAGGCCCAGAUGAAUGUCAUGAGGGAUGAGUUGGAGAACAAGCACCUGGAGGGAAAUGCUUCAACUUUGAGGGAAAAAUACCAGAAAGACUUUGAAAACUUAAAGGCAACAUGUGAAAGGGGCUUUGCAGCCAUGGAGGAGACGCACCAGAAGAAGAUAGAGGACCUGCAGCGGCAGCACCAGCGGGAGCUGGAGAAGCUGCGCGAGGAGAAAGACCGCCUGCUGGCAGAAGAAACUGCUGCCACCAUUUCAGCCAUCGAGGCCAUGAAGAACGCCCACCGGGAGGAGCUGGAGCGGGAGCUGGAGAAGUCCCAGCGCUCCCAGAUCAGCAGCGUCAAUGCCGAUAUCGAAGCCCUCCGGAGGCAAUACUUGGAGGAGCUGCAGUCGGUGCAGCGGGAGCUGGAGGUCCUUUCGGAGCAGUAUUCCCAGAAGUGUUUGGAGAACGCCCACCUGGCGCAGGCGCUGGAGGCUGAGAGGCAGGCCCUCCGGCAGUGCCAGCGGGAGAACCAGGAGCUCAACGCCCACAACCAGGAGCUGAAUAACCGCCUGGCUGCGGAGAUCACGCGACUGCGGACGUUACUGACUGGGGAGGGCGGGGGAGAGGCUGCUGGAUCGCCUCUCACGCAGGGCAAGGAUGCCUACGAGUUAGAGGUCCUACUGCGGGUCAAAGAAUCGGAAAUCCAGUACCUGAAGCAGGAGAUCAGCUCUCUCAAAGACGAGUUGCAGACAGCGCUGAGGGAUAAGAAAUACGCCAGUGACAAGUACAAAGACAUCUACACAGAGCUGAGCAUUGUGAAGGCCAAGGCAGACUGUGAUAUCAGCAGGUUGAAAGAGCAGCUGAAAGCAGCCACAGAAGCUCAGGGAGAGAAAUCCCCUGUGAACACCACUGUAUCGGGAUAUGAUAUUAUGAAAUCAAAAAGCAACCCUGAUUUCUUGAAGAAAGACAGAUCCAGUGUUAGCCGACAACUAAGGAAUAUCAGGUCAAAGAGUCUGAAGGAAGGCCUGACUGUGCAAGAACGCCUGAAGCUUUUUGAAUCCAGGGACUUGAAGAAAGACUAGUUCUCCCCGCUCCGCUUCAACACGCGCACCUCCCAGCUUGAGGCAGCACAGCACCAGCACCGUUUGUCUCUCGUUCCUUACGAUUGUCCUUGCUGUUGUUCGUCUUGGCGCUCCUGACGAGACUGAGCUCCGCGGUGGCGGUCCCUCGCCGCCACCUCUCACCUCCGCAGCUCCUUUUCCUGCUUUGUGAGACGCUUCAGAGACUCUGAGAGGGAGAGGAAGGGAUUUUUUUUUUCCCCUCUUCAGCGCUUGUAGGAGAGUCCUUCCUUUACUGUAAACCAUUACACUAAGUGUCAGUAUUAAGGCUCAGUAGCCUAUUAAUAAGCUAGCUCUGUCGUACCAACUGUUUUGGUAUAAAAGCAGGGCCGGGGUGGUAUAGGCCGUACCUAGCUCUUACUGCUGUCAAGAGACCCAGUGCUCAGAGCACACCAGGAGCCUAAUCUAACUGUUGAUCUUUACUGCAUUACUUGCACCUACAAGGUGGGGGGGGCCUGUGGGAAAGUGUCAGAGAGUGCAAGUCAGUACCUGUGUAAGCAGCGGGGAGGUACAACACUGACAUUUCGCUGGGGGACGGAAGAAAUGACUCUCCUGCCCCAUGACAGUGCCGUAUCCUGAAUGUAGGUGUUACCGAAGCCCAGCGCGCUUUGGUGUCUUUCCAGAUGGUUGUGGUUAGGGAGUUGCAGUUACUCACGCGCAACAGGUCUGCCCCAUUGGCCAUGUCUUUGUCGCCCUUCUCGCUGGUGCCCAGGUCUGAGAUGCGUGUUUCUGGGACUGAGUCGUCAGGUCAUUUUCUUGCCUCUGUUUGAUCAAGCCCAGCAAUCUUUUUGCUGUUACUCUCCCCCUCUCCUUGAGUCCUGUGUAUCCUAGGGUCUGUGCGCAUGUGAAACUCCCUUUUCCUAGUCAAAGAAGGAAAGUAGAGUAGAAAGUAGAAUCAAUACUGACUGAAAAUGCACAGUGCUCAAUGCAUAUAAUGCUCCUUUUUUAUCAGCUUCUUGAACUCAACUCUUCUUGUCAGCAGGGCAGCUCCUAUAUUUUAAUUCUUUAAUCUUUUCCUGAAAUAAAAAUCUGAAAACUUGUAUGUGCUUCAGACCUUCUCAGUCGUAACAGUUUUCUUAUUUAAAACAUACAAUUUAGCAGUGUGAGGCCAAUAAACUGAUACCAAUUAAAAGUGAAUUGAGAGAAUGGGUAGCAAUAGAUGUAGCACAUGGACAGCCUAAUACUGGCUAUCUUUCUGGAGGAUCUGCAGACUCUGCUUUGCAGCAGUUGGACUGCAUGGGUACCAUGGCUUAAUCCUGGGUUAGCAAGAACAUUUCAAUAUGCUUUGGCCCUGUGAAGAGCCAGGGUCUUGCCUCACUGCUCAAAGAGAAUGCCUGCCUGCUGCUGAACACAAACACUGCUCACCCUGGCCAAGAGCAGCGUUGAGAUACCGUUCCAACACAUUUAGAGUCCAACCUAAUUUAGCCACCAAGCGAUCCACAAUACAUCAGACUGUGCUUUUAAAAAUAUGCCCUAGCUUUUGUGUAAAGCUAAGCUUCCUCUUGCCUUUCAGGUGCUUCAAAUGUGGUUUAAGCAGGCAGUGGCAUUCAGGCAGAUCUGUGCGUUUUCAUGGCUAAUUUGAGAUCCUUAAGUAGGCAUGGUGCUUUGGGCAGUGGCUGAGAGAGAGAGAGAGAGAGAGAGAGACAGACAGACAGACAGACAGACAGACAGACAGACAGAAGUGCUGCAGGCCAGUACUUGAGAAGUUCUCGCUACCAGCUCUGGAACUGGUAGUAGCCAAGGGCCUGGAGACAGGCACUUUCUUCGUGCCAGGCUAGGCGACAAUGGGUGCUGACCAGCUUUCCUUUAUCCUCCAUCCUCUGAUCCGUGAUGAGGCCAACGGCUGCCUUAUUCCCUCCUCCUGUCUUGCAUGGCGGAACAUAGCCUGUUGGGGUACAGUCAGCAGGCAGAAGCUGUUUGUCCCCAGCUUCGCACCUGUAUGAAGGGCUUCCAAGUUAGCAAUCCGCAAAGUGGAACCUGUCAAAUUAGAGCUAACCUGUGGAUGUGGAUGGAGCUCACCAUGCCGAUCUUCUUUUAUCAUCUGAUGACCUUUUAAAGCAUAGACUGUUACUGAUAUGUAAUUUUGGUAAUGCUUAGUAAUGGCUUUCUGCAGCCACGGCAUGGGAUCCUGCUUCCCUUACAGCUGAGAUGGACUAGACAGACUCUUCCUACUUGUAUCCUUCUCACUUUCUCAGCCAUCUCCAAUUUGUGUGUUCUGCUUAAGAGGUGACUCAUGGAAGAUUCCGAAGCUCUGUCACUACUCACGUGCAUUGGUUUUCUCUAUUCUGGCAUCUCGGGCCUUUACGUAUUUCAGUGAGAGGUCUGAUUCUUCUCCUCACGAUUGAGCCAAGGAUGUACGUUUGGGUCCCAGUUCCAGCAGCAGCUGGGAACGUGAACUUCAAUGGGAUGUACAACCAGGUAAAGGCAAUGUUGUCUUUGAAUUAAAUCAGGGACAUUAGAAUCUGCCAAGCAGCACAGCUUGCAGGACCAGCAGAGAUGUCAGUGCUGUCACCCAGGCUUUUAAAAAGGUUCUGAAUAUUGCUUGGGUGAACAAACCCACUGUAGUUCAUAUAUCAUGUAUGCCUUUUCUACAUGUGACAGGAGACAGUCACAUUUCCCGUAUGCCUAGUGUGCUCCCUUCCAAACUUAUCUGUAUCUGCCCAGCUCUGAACAGAGAUAGUUUUCAUAUUAUUUCCUUUCUCAUUGAUCCAGGUUUGACUGUUGUGUGCUCUGCUCUCUGGUAGCUUUCAUGCCCUGCUUCUCCUGGCAAAGGUAUUGGGCCACAGAGUUAUGACGAAAAUUAGGGCUCAAGUAGUGUCAUUUCUCUUCCCUUACAAGACUAUGAUGGAUCCAGUGAAUGAGCAUCCAAGUAGGGUCUUCUUCCUCCUCCUGCUCUGUCAAGUAGGGUGGGACUUCAGCCUCUUAAGUCAACUGAUCAGAAUGUGUCCUGGGCUCCUUCUCUACAGGUGGACUCUGACCUUUCUCACAUCCUCUAGAACAUCUUGCUUUUCUUUGCUUAUAUCUCAUUUGCUCAGGAGCACUUACUUACUUUAAGCAUGAAGACUAAAGGUUGUCUUCUAUUUGCAAUUGCAUGCUGGUGGUAUAGAGGAGACAGGUUGAGGCCCUUUGUAGUACAGGUUCAUGCCACCAAGCCUCUUGAGACUCUCCAAGGAGAUUUUUUUUUUUUUCUGCCAUACAAGAAGUCUUCUCUUGCAGCUUAGUCUAGGACUAGAUGUUGAGCUUAGUGAGUGACAGCACCUUGCUUUCUUUGCCCUUUGAUCCUGCUUUGAUCCUUAUUUCCUAAUGUAGAGAAUGGGUUUGAUAAGUGGAGGGCACAUUUGGUGUUGCUACACAGAUAAUGGAAACAGGCUGAUGUGACCCAGAGCUUGGCUGGUUGCAGGCUGCCAAAGUAGAGCUCCCAGGAGCUUUAAGCCAUGCAUACUAGGCCAUGUGCUCCAGAAAAUUACAUCCUCAUCUUUUGUCUUGCCACAUGUAAAUACAUUGAUACAAAAAUAAAAAUAUGGGUGAGCAUUGGCAAAAAAUACUGCAGUGUAUAGCAAAGUAGAGUCAUUUAGAUGUUAGUGCAAGAAGGCAGAAGAAGGUGCAAUUAAAAUGCAAUGGAUAGCAAGCUGUGUAAAGCACGUUGGUUCUGAAGCAAUGGAAGUUCCAGGGCAUGGGUUAGAAAGCCUUUCUGUUUGUGCUCUGCCUCAAAAUUGCCCUGUGAAGAGAGGCUAUGAGGAUUUAGUCUUGUUUGUACAUAUAUAAAAACACACCAAGGUUUAAGAACAUGAAAAAAACACCCAAGAAAACUUGCAAAGAAGAGAACACUUGUAUAGCUUUUCUCUUCCUCUCUCUAUAUAUACACACAUAUGCUAAGCAAAAGGUCAUAUAAAAGUUCUGGGCCACUUGGGUCAAUUCUUCACUUGAGGAAAUGCACACAGUAUUUUGACUCUCAGAUGAGAAUCUGACAGGAGAUGUGGCAUAAACAAGGCUGAUGCUGGAUUUUUUUAACUUCCUUUCUUUCAUCGUAGUUUAUCUUCUUAUCAUAAAGAAAAUGCCAGUCUGCUGAUAACCUCCAUCUUAACAGGCUCCCUGAAUCAUCUGUAAAAGAAUCUGAAUUGACGUUUGCUAAAACUCCUGUAUAAACAGAAUGAGACACUGUGGGCUCAGCUAGUCAAAAUUUUGCCAUUAGGGAACUAUUAAUAAAUGCCUAUUGGUGAACUUCUCUGGACCUUUAAACCACUGAUAAAAGCUAAGUAGACAGACAAGUUCACUGAGAAAAAAAAAUGGCACCAACAACAGCUACAGCCAAAACAUGUUACAAGGAAUGAGAACAACUGCAGAGGAAACACACACACACACACAGUGUAUGGAGGAAUGGGUGGGGACCAUCUUCUGGUGACUAUUAUCAUGGUUUUAGCAAUGUCUAACAAGUCAAAACAAUUAAUUUUAUUGCUUAAUUUUUCUGCCUUAAAAUACUUAUCACUAAGCCAAGGGGUCUUUUAUGAACAUGGUGAUGGGCUACUAUACUGUCCCUGUUAAGAGCAGCCGUUAAGAGCAGCCAUCAAGAGCAGGGUUAGGCUUCUUUUAAAAAGAAAGCAAAACAGAAAACCCAGCCCUGCUGUACAGAAGGCAAGGCCCCUCUCGGUGUCUUUAGCAGCUAUGUCACGCUUUGGAGCAGCACUCCUCCGGAUGUGUAUAAACAUGUACUGCAGUACUACCAGUUCUGGAGGGCACAGAAAAGACUUCUGAGAAGGAAAGAUGCGGUGGAAUGAACAUGGCUUUGUUAUGGACUAUUGCAGGCUGGAUUCCAGGUUUCAUUCCAUGCAGUGUGGCAACUGUCAGAGCACUUCUCCAAAGCAUGAGGCAGUACAUGACCUGCCUUGACAUUAAAGAAUGAAAGAGAACCACCAGCACCAGUAAACAGAGCCAGAACCUGCAGACAGAGAGAGUGAGAGAGGUGCUUAAAAAAAAGAAAAAAAAAAGAAAAGAAAAAAAGAAAAAGAAAAAGCCAGCUGGGAAACUUUUUCGCUAAUAGCAAUGGUCUUUAGUUAUCCAAUUUCUUCUUCCUGCUCCAGGCCUCAUCCAUUUUUCAAGAUAAGAGAAAUCAGUGACUCUUUACAUUAGAAAGUGUGUGAAGACUGAGGAAAGCUAUGGGGAGGAAGGAAGGAACAGAGGGAAAGCAAGCUAGAGGCUUUUAAAUUCCAGCUACAUCUCCCAUCGCACGUUUCUGUGACACAGCAGCACAAGCUGCCGGUUGCCACUCCUUUUGAUGUGGGCCAGGUACCUGCUGUACAGAAUGAGGCAAGUCCUUCUACUAGGUGUUCUGCUUCAAAUGCUCUUAGAGGGCACAGUAUACGCACAUUGAGUAAUGUAAAUGCAAGCUGCUGCAUUUUACACUGCUCUACAUUUAGUAGUAGUACUGAGAUGUGAGGUUUAUGAAAACCCAAGUGCAACAAAGCUACAGCCAUAUACAUCUGCUAAUUGCUUCUAAUUUUUUUUUGCAUAAAAUUUUCUUACCAAUUGCACCCUCUCUCCCUAAAACAGACCAAGUCCUUUUUAAAUGUGACCUUUUCUUUGCUCACAUAUAAAAGCAGCAGCAAAUUUAUUCAUUUGCUUCAAAGUUAAACUUGUGUGCUAAUCUGCAAGCCAGAAAAAAAGCUAAUUUUUCCUUCUGUAAUAGAAGUUGACUGGAAUGCAUUUAAGCAGCUCCUCCCAGCAUUGUAAAAAUGUGUCACUUUUGUAACACUAUAUACUUGAUUGGAUUCCACUACUCUUUUGCAUUUUUUGUGGUUCAUAUACAGUACUUAGUUUGUUGUGAACACUAAAGCACAUGCACGCUCAGUGUAGCUUGCCUUUCCUCUGUAAUUUUUUCCAUUUUUUAAAAAGCUUUGUUAUUCUUCUCUUUAAAAAAAAUAAUUUAAAGCCUGUAUAGUAUCCAAAGCACGCAAUGUAAAUAUUUAUUACUCAGAAAUUAGUGGAGGGUUCUCUUUUGUGACUGUGUUUUUGAUUUUUAUAUCUUAUUUCGAUAGACGUCCUGUUUGGGGGUUGGAAGAGGAGCGCUGAGUGUAAUAUGUUGAACCUGCCCUAUCUUUCCUGAUAGAAUAUUUGUUUUUGAUGACUGUUAUAAAUAUCUUUUCAAAAAUUUUCUGCUGACUUACACCUUUAGUUUUGAAAAUACCUGUCCAAAGAAUGUGUACAGUCUGUUUGAGAACUGUAACCCUACUGCUCUAUAAACUUUUUUUCUUUUCCAGAGAAUUCAGUAAUCUUGUAUUUGAUAGUGGCAUUAACACCAUGAGUGUGCAAACUGUUAUCUAUAUAUAGAGAGAAGUAGUAACUACUUUGUGCUAGAGCAUAUAAACUGUCCUUGCACAGUAACUUAGGACUGUUGCAGUGAGUGGACUAAGGUCCCCAGAUCUCAAAACCUAGUGUGUGAUGGUGUAACGCACUUGUGAAUCAUCAUUGAAGAUACUCUGUAAGGCUACCUGGACUUCACAAGGGAACUCCAGACCUAGCUCCCAGCUGUGCAGAUACAUAUUGUACAACAGCAUGGAAGUUUACUGUAACUUACAUGAUGUAAGUAACUGUUUAAAUAUAACUUUCAAUACAAUGUAGUUACUACUGAGUUGAACUUUUGUGAUCCUACCACUGUAAUACAACUAUAUUUCUUUCAAGAGGAUGCAAAAGUACUGUUGCAUGACCAGGGAACAUGCAGGCUGAAAACAACACAGCUGUGUCAGCUCUGGUGGUUUUCCCUGGCUCAGCCUACAUUUUGAGACUACUAAAAGAAACCAUGCGUGUGGGAUUUACUAGCAGAAACCUGAUUAGCCAGUCAAGUUGGUACCAACCAAACUAAUCCAGCUGGCCAUGAACUAGUAAAUAAUUAGUGCAAUUACAACCAAUUAUUUUCUCAUUCUUCCUGCUUUCUUCACACAAUGAUUGUGUGCUGGAUGUGACAAGAAAACUGACUCUUUGUUCUAAACUAGAGAGAGCAAAGUAUGUUGUAAAAUACUAAAGACUAUGGUAAGUAGGAAAAAGGUAAGAAUGCUUAGUCUUUGACCCAUAUUCACCUUCCCGGGACCUGGCGUUCUGGGAUGUCUUGAGAUUUUAAAGAAUCAUUUUUUGAAGGGAUAAAAAGUUCUGGGGACAGAGAAGGAAACUUUGUAUGUCUUUGGGUGAUAACAGAAGUCACACUAGACAUCCAGGUACUAAUAAGUCAGUCUUCCUCCAUCAACCUAAUCAGAACUGAAGGCUCCCCUUAGUUCUGUUUUGUGCACACUGUUCACCAAUGACUGAACCGUAACUGAAGGAGAUUUGUUAUGAAUUAAAACGUACACACACCAUGCUCUACCACUUGUAUUACAAGAGCCUCUGCCCUCCUCCACUCCUUACGGAAAUGACAAAAAACAAUUUGCAAGUAAUAAGAAUGCAAAAGCCAGAGUAAACUACAAGGUAAAUUUUCCAGGUCCUGUGGUGAUGCAGUAGAGGCAAGCCCUCCAUCUCUAAUCUGUAAUUUGACUGAGCGGCAACAAUGACAGUACAGAAAGCACAGAAAUCUCAGUGCAGUUGUGGAUUACUACAGCUACACUACUGCUGGAAAAAAAACAUGGAUCAAAUUCAGAAACGAUUACAACAGGGUGGUAAGGAGAAAGAGGAACCACAGUUGUUCUAAAAACCCAUCAAUGUGUAGGUCUGAAUGGCGUGUCUUAAGGAGAGGUUUCCACAGAACCAUAUUCAUCCAGGAAAUGAUGCGUCAAACUUGAUUAAUUUCUCUCUGCAGAGGGGAGUGUGCGUUUGAGGCUCCUGUUUCUAAAUGUGUGGGAUCUUUUCUCCUUCCCCUCUCCCUUCCACUCCAUUUUAUUUCAGUGCUUUUUUAAGAGCCACUGUUCCUGAUCAACUGUUCACUGUAAUAGAAACGUCAAGUUUUGUCACAAUAUUUAUUCCAUACAAAAUCUUGUGUGACAUGCUAGGUUCCCGUGGAUGUAGCUGAUCAUUUUUAUUUUGUAAAUAUAAUUACCUAACUUUACAUAAACUAUAUCGUAAUAAACUAUUUUUGCACCACCCUUU
This is a messenger RNA of Rhea pennata, 15488 nucleotides long. RefSeq names its product myosin phosphatase Rho interacting protein (gene MPRIP). The record is from RefSeq and is a predicted model, not a curated record. Gene Ontology annotation, molecular function: actin filament binding. Gene Ontology annotation, cellular component: actin cytoskeleton. NCBI's taxonomy places the organism in Eukaryota, Metazoa, Chordata, Aves, Rheiformes, Rheidae. Bases 42 to 7385 code for a protein of 2447 amino acids. The transcript has 24 exons.